Monomorium pharaonis (pharaoh ant) is the source of this 570-nucleotide messenger RNA. RefSeq lists its product as uncharacterized. NCBI's taxonomy places the organism in Eukaryota, Metazoa, Arthropoda, Insecta, Hymenoptera, Formicidae. The record is from RefSeq and is a predicted model, not a curated record. The coding region runs from base 23 to 475 and encodes 150 amino acids. The transcript has 2 exons.
GUGUUCCAACACUCUGUUGUGCAUGCUAUACAAGCACGGCUAUUUUUGCGGAAACGCCCGAAUAGAAAAAAUAAUAACUCGUAUCGUCGAAGCGCGAAUGACUGCCAAGCGGUAUUACGAAAAUGACGCGAGUGGGUGCAUCGAGUCUUUUCUACAUCGUCGAAGAGAAUCAGGUAAGAAAAAAAUAUUAAAUUCCGAUAAAGUUGGCAUGAAAAAAGUUAAUAUUUUUUAUUUUAAUUACGGCUUUUUUGUAGGAGAGAGACCUGUAGCGCGCGUAAGCCCUUUCCGUACGCAAUACGGACGUCUCAGCUUGAGACGACGACGUGAGGCUGAGGUAGAUGAGGAAGCUGUACCAGCGCGAAGACGACGAAUUGACGAAGUUCCCGAAGACGAUAUAAACGCGGUAGCAGUACCAGCAGCAGCAGCACCCCCUCGCGUCAUCCCCGUUGUGGUAUUGGACUCUGGUAAGCAAUAAUUUAAAAACAAAAUAUUACUCAAAAAAUUAAUUAAUAUUACCAUGAUAGGUUUAAUAAUAAUAAUAAAUAAAUAAAUUAUGAUUUUAGAUGACGA